GCCUCAUUAGGAGGUAGGACUUGAAAGUUGAGUCUUUGCGGAGCGGCAUGGCGACAGCAAUGAGGAGCCUGAAGAACAUGGUUGGCUUUGUGACUGGUGGGGCUUCUGGACUGGGCCGUGCCACAGUGGAACGAUUAAUACAACAGGGAGGCAGUGCUGUGAUUGUGGACCUGCCAACGUCUGAUGGUGAAAGCAUAGCCAAGUCGCUGGGAGACAGAUGCAUCUUUACUCCAGCUGAUGUGACAUCAGAAUUAGAUGUGAAGGCUGCACUGACCACAGCAAAGGAUAAAUUUGGACAUAUAGAUAUGGGAGUGAACUGUGCUGCGGUUGCAGUGGCAUUUAAGACAUACAAUGUGCAUAAAGAUCAUUCUCAUAGUUUGGAGGACUUCCAGAGAGUCAUCAAUGUCAAUAUUGCUGGGACCUUCAAUGUGAUUCGUCUGAUUGCAAGUGUGAUGAGUAAAAACGAACCAAACAAAGAUGGAGAGAGAGGAGUGAUUAUCAACACCGCCAGCGUGGCUGCCUAUGAGGGCCAGGUCGGACAGGCUGCCUAUUCAGCUUCCAAAGGAGGCAUAGUGUCAAUGACCCUGCCCAUCGCCCGAGAUCUUGCCUCGCUUGGCAUUCGUGUUGUUACCAUUGCACCAGGGCUCUUUGAGACACCUCUACUGGGGACACUUCCUGAAAAAGUUCGGACAUUCCUGGCACGACAGGUGCCUUUCCCAAAUCGCCUUGGGGCUCCAGACGAAUAUGCUCAUCUGGUACAAUGCAUAGCGGAGAAUCCUAUGCUAAAUGGUGAAGUAAUUCGGCUUGAUGGGGCUAUCCGAAUGCAGCCCUGAGCCAUAGCCCAAGUCUGCAGGAGAAAAAAAGAUGGUCCUCCUUGGAUCAUAAUCACAGGAUUGAAAUCAAGGUUGGCAAAAGAAAUGAUUAACAUCUGACUUUCAAUAAAUCACUGAUCAGAU
Molecule: messenger RNA, 956 nt
Organism: Pseudonaja textilis
Lineage: Eukaryota; Metazoa; Chordata; Lepidosauria; Squamata; Elapidae
Gene: HSD17B10
Product: hydroxysteroid 17-beta dehydrogenase 10
Biological process (GO): androgen metabolic process; estrogen metabolic process; fatty acid metabolic process
Cellular component (GO): mitochondrion
Molecular function (GO): estradiol 17-beta-dehydrogenase [NAD(P)+] activity
Source: RefSeq, a predicted model, not a curated record